This is a messenger RNA of Zonotrichia albicollis (white-throated sparrow), 1274 nucleotides long. RefSeq names its product solute carrier family 7 member 5 (gene SLC7A5). The record is from RefSeq and is a predicted model, not a curated record. Lineage: Eukaryota; Metazoa; Chordata; Aves; Passeriformes; Passerellidae. Gene Ontology annotation, molecular function: L-amino acid transmembrane transporter activity; neutral L-amino acid transmembrane transporter activity. Gene Ontology annotation, cellular component: membrane. Gene Ontology annotation, biological process: neutral amino acid transport; amino acid transmembrane transport.
CGCCGAGCUCGGCACCACCAUCACCAAGUCCGGCGGGGACUACGCCUACAUGCUGGAGGUGUACGGCUCCCUGCCCGCCUUCCUCAAGCUCUGGAUAGAGCUGCUCAUCAUCCGGCCCUCCUCGCAGUACAUCGUGGCUCUGGUGUUCGCCACCUACCUGCUCAAGCCCAUCUUCCCCACCUGCCCCGUGCCCGACGAGGGUGCCAAGCUGGUGGCCUGUCUAUGUGUCCUGCUGCUGACAGCUGUGAACUGCUACAGUGUCAAGGCUGCCACCCGUGUGCAGGACGCCUUCGCUGCUGCCAAGCUGCUGGCGCUGGCUCUCAUCAUCAUCCUGGGCUUCGUGCAGCUGGCAAAGGGUGAUGUGGAAAACCUGACCCCUCAGAAAUCCUUCGAGGGCACCAAGGUGGGCGUUGGGAACAUCGUGCUGGCUCUGUACAGCGGCCUCUUUGCCUAUGGAGGAUGGAAUUACUUGAAUUUUGUGACAGAAGAGAUGAUAAAUCCCUACAGGAACCUGCCCCUGGCUAUCAUCAUCUCCCUGCCUGUGGUCACGCUGGUGUAUGUGCUGACCAACUUGGCUUACUUCACCACGCUGAGCACCGAGCAGAUGCUGACGUCCGAGGCUGUGGCCGUGGAUUUUGGGAACUACCACCUGGGUGUCAUGUCCUGGAUCAUCCCUGUCUUUGUUGGGCUCUCGUGCUUUGGGUCUGUCAAUGGAUCUCUUUUCACUUCUUCCCGGCUGUUCUUCGUGGGAUCCCGAGAGGGACACCUGCCCUCCAUCCUGUCCAUGAUCCACCCCCGGCUGCUCACCCCCGUCCCGUCCCUCGUGUUCACGUGUGUCAUGACCCUGCUCUAUGCCUUCUCCAACAACAUCUUCUCAGUCAUCAACUUCUUCAGCUUCUUCAACUGGCUGUGUGUGGCCCUGGCCAUCAUCGGGAUGAUGUGGCUGCGCUACAAGAAGCCAGAGCUGGAGAGGCCCAUCAAGGUGAACAUCUGCCUGCCCAUCUUCUUCAUCCUGGCCUGCCUGUUCCUCAUCGCCGUUUCCUUCUGGAUGACGCCCAAGGAGUGUGGGAUUGGCUUUGCCAUCAUCCUCAGUGGGAUCCCCAUUUACUUCUUCGGGGUCUGGUGGCAAAACAAGCCCAAGUGGGUUCUCCAAGGCAUCUUCUCCACCACCGUGCUGUGCCAGAAGCUGAUGGAGGUGGUUCCUCAGGAAUCCUAGGCAGGACAAGCAGGGACUCUGAGCUCGAGGAAACGCACAAGGUUAUUCUGAGAUGACA